AUGCAUUACAAUGUGUCGGCACCACAAUGUCCUGCACCCAGUGUGGGUAUAAUGAAUUCAUUGGUUACUUUAUUGGUGCAAAGUUUAUAUGCGGCUCAGUGUAAUAUUUCCAAAAGUGACUAUUGGCCACCAGAUUAUGCAGAGACAGCAUUGAAAUCGGGUUUGGAUGCUUAUGAUUUUGUGGUGGUGGGUGCAGGUUCUGCUGGCUCAGUAAUGGCCAGUCGUUUGAGUGAAAAUCCCAAAUGGAAAGUGUUAGUUUUGGAAGCUGGCGGUGAUCCUCCUCAAGAAUCAGAGAUUCCCAGUUUCUUUUUUGGUAUGCCAAAUACGAAUUAUACCUAUAGCUAUUUAACGGAACCCAGCGACUUAUCUUGUAAGGCUUAUAAAGAUAACCGAUGUCAUUGGCCUCGUGGUAAACUAAUUGGAGGUACUGGUGCCAUCAAUGGCAUGCUUUACGUAAGAGGCAAUCGUUUUGAUUAUGAUCGCUGGCUAGAGGAAGGCAAUGAAGGUUGGGGUUUUGAAGAUGUUUGGCAAUAUUUUGAGAAAUCUAUUAGACCGGUGGGCAAUGCAACUCAUCCUCAAGGUUAUGUUACCCUUAAUGAGUUUCCACGUUUUGAUGAGGAUAUAUUCUCCAUGAUUUUCCAAGGUACCGGUGAGUUGGGCAUACCUAGAGUUGAGGAAUUUGGUGAAGAUAGCUAUAUAGGUUAUAGUCAUAUCAAGGGUACUAUACAAAAUGGCUUCAGAGCCAGUACUGGCAAAGGAUAUUUGGGCAAGGUUGCCCAAAGGCCAAAUUUAAAAGUCAUUAAAAAUGCCCAAGUAACUAAAUUGGAAUUCGACCAUACAGGUCAAACAGUAAAAGCCGUGGAGUUUUUAAUAAAACAACAAGAUAAACUUAAAGUGCAAAUAAAACGUGAGGUUGUUAUAUCUGCUGGUACCAUUGACUCACCUAAAUUGCUAAUGCUCUCGGGUAUAGGUCCAGAAUAUAAACUGAAGCCUUUAAACAUUCCGAUUAUUAAAGAUCUUCCCAUAGGUGAAAAUCUACAAGAUCAUGUUAUAAUACAAUUAUUUCUACGCCUAUCAGCUAAUCCUCGCGAUCAGAAAAACUUACUGGACUCUAUUUACCAAUAUUUAAUUUACAAUAAAGGACCUUUCAGUUCCCAUGGUACUGCCUCUUUAACAGGUUUCGUAAAUACAAAUUUAUUCAGAAAGUCGCGCUAUCCUGAUAUGGAAUUUCAUCAUGUUGUAUCAAGACGAGGUGAUGAAAUGGGCUUUGAUAUAUUUUUGGAUGGUUUUAAUAUUAAACCUGAAUUCAGACCCUACUUUAGGGAGAAUAUUGAAAAAUUCGAUUUGUUGACCAUAUUUGCAGUAUUAUCCCAUCCCCAAUCGGUGGGAGAUAUAACACUUAAAUCAUCAUCUCCUCAAGAUCCACCCAUAAUCAAGGCAAAUUAUUUAUCAGCUCAAGAAGAUGUAGAAGUUUUGCUACGAGGCAUGGAAUAUUUAAUGAGUUUGGAACAGACUCAAGCCUUCAGGGAAAAACAGGUUGAAAUCCUAAAAAUACCAAUUAAAGAAUGUGAUGAAUUUCAAUUUAAAACGGAACAAUAUUGGAGAUGUUAUUUUUCGUAUUUCUCCAACACUUGUUAUCAUCCGGUAGGAUCGGUUAAAAUGGGUCAUUUGGAUGAAGCUAAAACUUGUGUCGAUUCCAGACUAAAGAUUAAGGGUGUGAAUAAUUUACGUGUGGUUGAUGCUUCAAUAAUGCCUUAUGUUACUAGUGGUAAUACAAACGCACCGACCAUUAUGAUUGCGGAAAAGGCUGCCGAUCUUAUUAAGGAAGACUGGUCUUCGGUUGAAUGUAAAAGAGGAUCGUGA
This is a messenger RNA of Calliphora vicina (urban bluebottle blowfly), 1863 nucleotides long. RefSeq names its product glucose dehydrogenase [FAD, quinone]-like. Gene Ontology annotation, molecular function: oxidoreductase activity, acting on CH-OH group of donors; flavin adenine dinucleotide binding. The transcript has 2 exons. Bases 1 to 1863 code for a protein of 620 amino acids. NCBI's taxonomy places the organism in Eukaryota, Metazoa, Arthropoda, Insecta, Diptera, Calliphoridae. The record is from RefSeq and is a predicted model, not a curated record.